Molecule: messenger RNA, 4998 nt
Organism: Acanthamoeba castellanii str. Neff
Lineage: Eukaryota; Discosea; Longamoebia; Acanthamoebidae
Product: kinesin motor domain containing protein
Exons: 25
Coding region: 1-4998 (1665 amino acids)
Biological process (GO): mitotic cell cycle; microtubule-based movement
Cellular component (GO): microtubule
Molecular function (GO): plus-end-directed microtubule motor activity; ATP binding; microtubule binding
Source: RefSeq, a predicted model, not a curated record
AUGAGUAUGGAUAACAUUCGCGUCGGCAUUCGCGUUCGGCCAAUCAAUGAACGGGAAGUGGAAGAUCCAGCAUCGGUGUGGCGAUAUGAUGACAGCAGCAUAACGCUGGUGAGGGAUGGUCAGCCGACCAAUUCCUACACCUUCGACUACGUUUUCGGCAACAAUUCGCAGACGAUCGACAUCUACAACUCGUUGGCCAAAUACAUCAUCGACUCUGCCCUUCAAGGCGUAAAUGGCACCAUCUUUGCCUACGGGCAAACGUCUUCCGGAAAGACGCACACCAUGAAGGGCGGAAUCGACUCGCCUGGCAUUAUUCCACUGGCCAUCUCCGAGAUUUUCAGUUUCAUCCAGCAGACACCGGAACGAGAAUUUUUGCUGCGUGUAUCCUACCUCGAAAUCUACAACGAAGAGAUUCGUGACCUUCUCUGCCCGAGCAGCACCAAGCUCGAGAUUCGAGAGGACAUCGAGCGUGGAGUGUUUGUCAAGGAUGCCAAAGAAGAGAUCGUGGUGACUCCCCAGCAAGCGCUUCAGCUGAUGGCUUCUGGCGAGGAGCAUCGCCACGUUGGAGCAACCGGCGCCAACAGCCACAGCAGUCGCUCGCACACCAUCUUCAAAAUGGUGAUUGAAAGUCGAGAGAAGUCUAAGGACGGUCAAGGCACAAAGAAAUCCCUCGACGGCGCCGUAAAGGUCUCCAUGUUGAACUUGGUUGAUCUGGCAGGCUCAGAGCGUUUGUCGCACACGCUUGCGACUGGCGUUCGCAUGGUUGAAGGCUGUAAGAUCAACCAAAGUCUAUCCAACCUUGGCACCGUCAUCUCCAAGCUCGCCGAGGGAGAACGGGGUCAUGUGCCAUACCGCAACAGUAAGCUCACCAGAAUCUUGGAGCCCGCCCUCGGAGGCAACUCGCGGACAGCAGUUAUCUGUACCAUCGCACCCGCCUUUCGCGAUGAAUCGAUCAGCACACUCAAGUUUGCCAACCGCGCCAAGCAAAUCAAAAACAAGCCCAUCGUGAACGAGGUCAUGGACCAGGCAUCCAUGCUUAAGCGAUACCGCCAGCAGAUAUCAAAGCUCAAGAAGGAGCUGAAGAACGUUGAAUCCAAGGGCAAGAACUGGCAAGAACUGGAGAGUCAAAAGCUCAAGGCAGAAGAGGACAAGGAAAUCAUGAUGCAGAUGCUCCGUGAUGCGGAGAUUGAGAAAGAGAAGCAGAGAGAGAAGUUAGCACGUAUGACGAACAUGAUCAUCACCUCCUCUACCGUGGCGCCUCCUAUCCAGGCAGCCAAGCUGAAGGCCAAAUCGAACCGGCGAGAAACGUGGGCUCCCAACCGGGUAAUGGGUGAUGCAUACAAUCCGUUUAUCGCGAUUCCCUCGUCAGCUGGAGCGGGCGAGGAAGAAGACCUCGAGGGAACACCCGUCAUCGACUUCAUUCCUCGUGCUCGCGCCGAGUUUGCUGUCCCGUUCCCCGUCGCAAGGGCUCGCGUGCAACAGCCGCCGGCAGCUCCGGUCGCAAGCGCGCCUCCUGCUUCUGUCGACAACCAAGAAGCCAAGAAACUCAAGGAGGAGCUACAGGUGGCCAGGCAGCAACUACAGCAGCUUCAGGACGCCAAUCUGCGGCUCGAGAGCGAACUGCAGGACGAAAAGGAAAAGGCCAGACAGCAGAUAGCCAAUGCCCUUAGCCAAGUAGGAGAUAAAUCGGCUCCUGAGGUGGACGCAAUGGCCCAGGCCGCGGCCUUCAUUCACCAGCUUCAACUCGAGCUUGACGACACCAGGCAGAAGCUGGAAGAACAGGGGGACAUGAACGAACUCUUGACCGAAGAUGUCGUGAACAUGGGGAAGCAAAUCGAGGAGUUGUCGUCCCAGUACGAGAUCAGCGAGUCGACGUCUCGCCAGUUUCAGGAGCAAGCCCUCCACCUGGAACAGACGCUGGGCACGGAGAACGCGACCCUGCAGAAGCAGGUCCAGGAACAGGCCCAGCAGCUGCAGGAGCUGACCGCGCAAUACGAAGCGAGCCAAAAGGCCGCGCAGGAGCAUCAAGAGCAAGGGCUGCGCUACCGGGAGGAGGCCGCUUCCCUCGGCGAGCAGAACAACCUCGCCCAGACGAGGCUCACGGAACUCGAAGAGGAAAAUGCCCAGCUUCAGCAGGAGAAGCAGCGACUUCAGGAUACCCUCACUGUGCUUAGGGAAGAGCACUCGGUCUCGCAAACCAAGCUGCACACCUCCUACAACAAGAAGAUAGAUCAGCUCGAGAUCAAGCUGAGCACUCUCGAGAAGGAGCGGGAGGAGCAGGAGAGAGAGCACCAGGAAGAGGCCGCGCAGGCUGCCGCUCAGAGGAGCUCACUGGCGAUCAUUGAGCAGGACCUUGAGAGGCUGCAGGGCGACCUGACUCACGCUAAGGAGGACAACGACCAUCUCAAAGCAAUGCUCAAGGAGGCGCUCACCGAGAAGGAAAAUGCCCAGAGGAAUUUGCAAAUCGCUCGCGCUGAAGGCGAGAUCUUGCGCAACCAAAAGGGCUUCAACGACUCAAGCUUCUCUGGCGCUUCCGCCAAUAGCCGGCGCUUCUCGAUUGCUCCGGCCGCGUUCCAGGAGGCCAAGAUCAAGGAAGAUCUCAAGAGCACUACGGUCAAGAAGAAUCAGCUCCAGCAGGAGAACGACGGCCUUCGGAAGGAGAAGGAAAAGGCGUUGAAGGACAUGGGCAACCUCGACACCAAGUUCAAGCAAGCGGUCAAGGAGAGAUCGGUGCUGCAGGGCGAGAAGGUAACCCUGGAGAGGGAGCUCAAGCGUCUGAUGAGCCAGAACACAGGGCUCGAAAAGCAGAUGGAGAAGAUGAAAUCCAAGGAGAACAAAAUCAAGGAGGAGAGGGAUCAGCGACUUCAAGUCGAAAAGCAACUGGCCGCGCUCACGAAGACGCACGAGAAACUGCAGUCAACGCUGAAGCUGAAGGAGGACACCCUGAACAAGCUGAGCGCCGACUUCAUGUCUCUCAACGGACUGAAUGGCGAGCUGGAGCGCAAGAACUGCGAUCGCGAGGAGGAAAUCGCUCGGCUCCAAGCCACCAUCAAGAAGCUGAGCGACGACGUCACGGAGCUGGUGUCGACCAUCGAGAAGCUGAAAACCACGCUGCAAACCAAGUCUGAGUCUCUUUCGAUCAAGGAAACACACCUUGCGGCGACGCUCAAGGAGAAGGAACAUCUGCAAACGCAAGGAAACGCCAUGCAGGAGAAAAUCGCGGCCCAGACCAACGACCUCGUGCUGUUCGAUCGGAAGGUGCAAGCGAUGACCAUGGACCUCAACAACCUGCAGGCACAGCUGCAGGCGAGUGACAGGCAGAAGAACUCGCUACAGCAGCAGCUGGUGGGCCUUAACCACCGCCUGUCGCUCACCGAACAGCAGCUCGAGGGCGUGAGGCGUGAGAAGGCACUGGGCGACGAGCGAUAUGACCUGCUCCAGAAGGAAAAGAAGGACUUGGAGCAGAGGCUUGCUGACCUGAUGAAGGAGAAGGCCGGCCUCGAGGAGCAGCUCGCUACCUCAAGGAAGGAAAAGGCGGCAGUGGAUGAGCAGCUUACGGAGACCUUCUUCAGCUUCGAGCAGAUGAAGACUGAGUGGGGUUCGAAGGAAUCAGGCUACUGCCUCCAGCUCGAACAGCUCACAACUGAGCUCAGGGAUCGCGUUGACUGCAUCUCUCGACUAGAGAACGACAAGGCCUGCCUGUUGGGCGAACAGGAAGAAUUGCAACAGCUCAGGGAACAAAUGGUGCUUGAGAUCGAUGCUCUUGCUGCGGGCAACAAGAGCAAAGAGGCGGAGCUGUGCGAGAUGCAGGCGCAAUUGGAGACCCUCGAGGCUCUGAUGUCCGAGACGAAGGAGGAGCUUCACAAGAUCACUGCGGAGCGGAACGGCCUGACCGGCGAGCUGGCGACCGCCCACAGCGACGUCGCGAUGUACAAGAGCAACUUGGCCGAAGUGUGCGAGGUGCUACCGCAGUUGGAGAGCAGCCAGGCUCAGCUGACCGAGGAAUUGGCCAAGACCAAGGAGGAGCUCCUUCUCGCCUCCGAAGAGAGGGACGCACUAAUCGACGAGCUGGCGACCACCCACGCCGACAACAGUGCUCAGCGGAGCGAACUGCAGGCGCAGUUGAAGGCGAGCGAGGCUCGGCUACACGAGAGCAUGGCCAAGGCGACGGAAGAGCGCCAGAUCGCGGCCGAGGAGAGGAGCGCCUUAAUCGAGGAGUUGGCGACUGCCCACGCCACUAAAACGCAGCUGGAGGAAGCGCACGCGCAGUUGCAGGGCACGGAGGCUCAGCUGCGUGAGGCCCUGACGCAGGCGAAGCAGGAGCUCCAUAUGGCUGCCGAGGAAAGGGACAGGCUCGCCAAGGAGCUGACCGCCGCACACGCGAAGAGCAAGGAAGACAAGGCCUUCAACCUCAAGGAGACUCGUCAUUUGGAGAGGCAGUUGAAGAAGAAGGACAAGGAGAUCAAGCAGUACAGCGAUCUGGUCGCCAGCACCAAGAGCGCGAUCGACACGCUCGAGCGGGACCAGCAGGAGCUGGCCAUCAUCAAGCACAAGGGCUGCACCAACUGCGGUUCCCGCUACUCCGCCCCGGACCCUUCGCUUUUCCCGCCCGAGCCCACGCAGACCUUCGUCGCGCUCGGAGCCGGCGGCCAGCGCGCCACCUCACCCAAGAAGCAGCGCCCGGCUUUCGCAGAGCUGCGCGAGGAGAAGGCCGAAGAAGAGGACAGCGACGAAGCUGAGUCGCCGCUCGCCGGUGCCACCACCAUCACCUCGCAGACAGUGUCGUCUUCUGUGGCGGCGCCCGUCGACGCUGCGCCCAAGUCCGGCCUCGAGCGGAUGCAGGCGCUCAAGGAGAAGGCGAGGAGGAUGAAGGAGAGCAACAACCGAUCCACCAGCUGCGCCCGAAUUCCCGCGACGACCACGCAACCCAAGAGCAUCCUCAAGCGACGAGCCGCCACCACGACGGACGACGAUAAGGAGAACUUCAUCAACGCGUGA